Molecule: messenger RNA, 1411 nt
Organism: Gopherus evgoodei (Goodes thornscrub tortoise)
Lineage: Eukaryota; Metazoa; Chordata; Testudines; Testudinidae
Product: bone marrow proteoglycan-like
Exons: 10
Coding region: 297-1334 (345 amino acids)
Source: RefSeq, a predicted model, not a curated record
CCCCUAUGGUCUAUGCGUACUUUGUAGACCGCUUGUUUGUAAACUCCUCUGAUGGUCCUAGAGGGUGACAUGAGGCAGCUGGUGGAUCAGAGCCCAGGCUGGGUGUGGGGAUGUCGCAAGCUUUCCGUUGCAGAGGGGAGGGGGGCACAAGGGGCUGGGAGCUGAUAAUGGCUCUUCCCCCAUCCCCAGCUUCCUGCUCCAGCCCUAUAUAAGGGGCUGGGAUGGCUGGAUCCAUUGGAGCUCGCUGAGGACUCACAGCCAUCAUAGAGAGAUUUGCCACCCCAGAUCUGCCCGAGAUGAAGCUGGUCCUGGUCCUGGCACUUGCCCUGCUGGGAGCCGUCUCUGCUCGCCAGCUCCAUGAGGGCACCCCGGAGCAGGAGGUACCAGCUGAACAGGGUGAGGAGGAGCCUGGGGAGCCAGAGCCACCGUGCCCCAUGGAGAGCGAGAGCUUCAGGAUGAUAGUACCUGGCCAGGGGGGCCACACCUGUCGCUAUGUGUUUGUGAACAAUUGCCAGCCAUUUUGGACAGCCCAGCGCCUGUGUGCCCGCUGCUACCACGGCCACCUGGCCUCCAUCCACAACUAUGCGACCAACCAGCGCCUGCGCUGCACGGCACGUGCCCGCACCAACCGGGGCCAGGUGUGGAUUGGCGGCUACACCUCCCGCUGGCACCGGUGUCUGCGUUCCCAUUGGAUCGACCACAGUCUCUGGAACUACUCCAACUGGGCCAGCGGGAACCCCAGCCAUGCUUCACAAAUGUGUGUCGCCCUGUGCACCACAGGUCUGCCUGAGAUGAAGCUGUUUCUGGCGCUCACCCUGCUGGGGACCGUCUCUAGUCACCGUCUCUCUGAGGGUGCCCUGGAGCAGGAGGUAUCAACCGAGCAGGGCAGCUCUGAUCUGGAGGAGGAGCCCGGGGAGCUGGAGCCACUGGGAUCUGGGGAGAACAAGAGCUUCAUGGGGAGAGGUGCACUGGGCAAGAGGCUUCGUUACUCAGUGGUGAUACAGGACCAGACCUUUUAUGGGGCCAUGAGCGAGUGCAGUAGGAUCUUCCGCGGCCACCUGGCCUCCAUCCACAGCAACUCGGCCAAUGAGCAACUGCGCACAGUAGCACGCGCCCACACCAACCAGGGCCAGGUGUGGGUCGGGGGCAUCACCUCCUCCUCGGGCGGACGAACAUUCUCCCGCUGGAUGGACGACACCCCUUGGGACUUCUCCAACUGGGCCAGGGGGAACCCCAGCCGCUCUGGGCAAACCUGUGUUGCCCUGUGCACUGCAGGUGGACAUUGGAGAAAUGUCAGCUGCCAGACUCGCCUUCCCUUUAUCUGCGAGUACUGAGGGGGCUGCUCCCCCCACGGGGUCCUGCUGCCCACACUGCAAUUGCUGGGACUCCUUGCUCCACCCUGCCGGAGGCG